Helobdella robusta is the source of this 546-nucleotide messenger RNA. RefSeq lists its product as hypothetical. The record is from RefSeq and is a predicted model, not a curated record. NCBI's taxonomy places the organism in Eukaryota, Metazoa, Annelida, Clitellata, Rhynchobdellida, Glossiphoniidae. The coding region runs from base 1 to 546 and encodes 181 amino acids. The transcript has 2 exons.
AUGUUUAUGUGCACACAACCAAAGGUUCAAUACAUCGGCGUUAGUAACAAAUACAAGAAAUUACAAAUAAAACGUAAAACAUCAAAAAGAGGUAGAAAAGCCUUAUCAGCUACUAUCAUAACCAGUUCUCCAUAUAAGGCUGCCUUGAAAUCAUCAAAUGAUAAAAAUCAGCUAAACCAAUUUCGAAGAAAAAAAAGGGGACCACAUCACAAUGCAGCCACCAGCAAUAAAAAGCAGGUGGAUCAGCAUCAGCUAGGAACAAGUAAACAAUGUCUAAUUUCUGAAAAAAGUGAGAAUGAAGAUGAAACUUCAAACGAUGAAGAAGAUAUCGGAAGUCUUAUCUCAUCCUGGAGCUCCAACACAUUAUAUUUUAUUGGACAGGAAGUUCCAGAAGAUAAUGAUGCAGACUGCUUAUUUUGUGGUGAGACAUUCAGAACAUCAAAAUCUGGAGAACUUUGGGUGCAAUGUGUGAUAUGUCUAAAAUGGACUCAUAUGUUAUGUAGUGGAUGUGAACAAGAUAUUUUCAUCUGUGACUUUUGUUUGUAA